AUGACUAUGACGGAAAAUAUUACAAAAAUCACCACCAUUCAAGAAAGGUUAAAAGAUAAGGAAAGUAAAUUCUUAAGUGCCAACGAGGAGGAAGAGGAAGCAGACGCAGAAGCAGAGGAGCAAAAAAAAACAAUCGAUGAAAGUACAAUAAAAGAAAUUAUAGAAGACCUAAUUUUGUUAAAAGACGUAGAAAUAAAUAAAGACAUUUUAAAGCAAACCAAGAUAGGAGUAACCGUCAAUAAAUUUACCAAAAUAAAAAACGAGGAAAUACAAAAUGUUGCAAAGGAUCUUGUCGAUAAGUGGAAAAAUAUUGCUAUAAAGGAAAAACACUCCUCAACCAGUAGUAGAAGUGCCGAAAGUCUGAAGAAAAGAAAAUCUGAGCUAGUCGAAACGAGUGACAAUCACACAUGUUCAGAGGAUUACGAAUUAAAAAAGGUAAAAGUUAAAAAUGAUAAUGAGCACAAAUCAGAGAAGGGAACAAUCCAAAGUGAUAACCCCAAUCUGAGAGAACCGAAUAAUAAGACGGAUGAUCUGCUCCUCAAGAGCAAACAUCACAAUAGUGACAACUUACCAAUAAAAGGAAGCAUUAAAAAUAGCUACCAGUUUAGCGAACUUAAACACAUUAACACAGAUUUAAAGGCACUCACUGAGUGGAAUUAUAACGGAAAAUUUCACAAUGAUGUACUUCGAGAUAAGGCGAAACAGUUUUUAUUUAAAGCUUUCAUUACUGGCUCAGAUGACAAUUUGCUCUACCUUAUUGAUAGAAAAAAGCUAAACGAUAUUAUAUACAAUAUAGAAAACGAAUUACACAAAUUUUUUAUAGAAAAAAAACAAUCCCAGAAGGAGUACAAUAUGCAAUUAAAAUCAAUAAAAUUUAAUUUAUGUGAUAAAAAAAACCCAAGUUUUAACGAAAAAAUUUAUGCAGAAUACAUCCCGCCAAGAACUAUUGCCACCAUGAAUUCUCAAGAAAUGGCUAGCGAUGAAAAAAAAAAGGAACGAAACAAAUGCCUGCAAGAAAGCUUACAGGCUUGUCAGUCCGACUGGGAUGUUAAAAAUAUUCUUUUAAAAAAAACUAGGAAGGGCGAAUUUCAGUGUUUUAAAUGUAAGGGCUAUGAAACUGUCUACCACCAGCUGCAAACUAGGAGCAGCGACGAGCCCAUGACGACCUUCGUCACGCCUCUCUGCAAAUUUGGCAGUUUAAAUCGAACUAACUUUUGA
Molecule: messenger RNA, 1218 nt
Organism: Plasmodium cynomolgi strain B
Lineage: Eukaryota; Apicomplexa; Aconoidasida; Haemosporida; Plasmodiidae
Product: transcription elongation factor
Exons: 2
Coding region: 1-1218 (405 amino acids)
Biological process (GO): DNA-templated transcription
Cellular component (GO): nucleus
Molecular function (GO): nucleic acid binding; zinc ion binding
Source: RefSeq, a predicted model, not a curated record